AUGUCGUCCGAACGCAUACGGCUAUCAAAGCCAACACGGCCGCCGUUGACUCCGCGCGUGGCCGGCAGUUCGACGAGUACCCCACAGCUCAGGCCGUCAGCACCUCGUCUUCCUACCGGGAGUGGCGUCGGCGUCCGACCUGGGUCGCCCUUGAUAUCACCCCGAGUUGCAAGCAGACCGACAGAUGAGACACCGAAGGGGCCAGCACUGGGGACGGUCAAUGCCAACAUCACUCCGCGCUCGGCGAAGCGCAGGUCCCGGGUCGACAGCAGUACCAAUUCGCCACUACAGGAUGAGUCGCCGGUGGACACACGGGCGAAGAGCGCGGCCACGACCAAUCUAGGAGUGCCCGAUGCAGCACAAGGACGUGGCAGUGGUGGUAGUGGACUGGGCGUCUCACUURGAUAUGGGCAGCACAGGGCUCAGGCACGACUCAGCGCACCGAAGAGCUCCGUGGGCGCGGGCAGCUCACCGUCUCUGGUGCGGUCGCCUGGCUAUGCAGACCUCGCUUCACAGCAGGACAGCAUUGAGAGUCGCUUCUYCCAUGCCAGCGAUGCCCCCCGGCAGGAGUAUGUGGGGAAGAGGCCAGAGCCUAAGCGGACUCCCGCUUUCUUCUACGCGGAUGGCAAGGAGGACACAACCCAUGUACCGCCCAAAUCACUUUCACCUCUCAUGUCAGCCAUGUCUGAGAAGGGCUCCUGGCAGCGGCCAGAAUCGCAGUCGAAUUCGUCAAGAAACCCUCCCAUGGCGUCACCAGCCCUGAGUGCGGUUGGCAGCAGUGUGCCUUCAUUUUUCCCGGCAGCAUCGCAAUCACAGCCCAUGAGAGCCCCUUCGCCCAGCAAAGAGAAUAUACAUUUGUCCUACAGAAAAGGUGCAUCGCAGAUCUUCGGCACACGUCCCACACCACGGCAAGCACAUCGAUCCGCAGAUAUGCCUCUUUUGGAAGAGGCUAGACGACCAAGCGGAGGAGUGUCUCGCCAUCACAAAUCUCCCAGUCUAUCUUCCAUAGAUUCAGGGAACUCCCACGCAUCACGAAGGCGAUCUGCUACUGCAGUCGACACCCAAAGUCCAACCUCACCGUUAACAAAUGCGCCGAUGGUAGCAAAUCAUGUUCCUCGACUCGGCAGUCCACCACAAACUAUUCCCAUCAUCGAUACCUCUCUCGCCUCUCCUUUAUCUCCACCUCUCGAUUACGGAGCGCUAAGUCCGACCAAAAAUAUAUCAGAGCUCGCUGCUGACGCCCGGAGAGAGAGGAAGGUUCUUGACCUUGAGAUUUCGAACUCCAGCUUGCUGGCUAUCAACGCUAGCCUUGAACGUGAGGUUCGAAGACAAAAAAUGGAGCUCAAACGAUUUCGUCGUCUGUCUCGCGCUGGUCGGUUCUCGAUGGCUGCGAGCGAGCCUACCCAUGCGAGAUCCUCUGGAGGGUCACUCGGCAUGCUCGGCGAGGACGAAGACGAGGAUGAAGACGACGAUCCCUACGCCGCCGCAAUGCUUUCUGGACUGAUCGAUCUGGAUGACGAAAGUGAUUCGGAAGAAGACGACAGCCUGAUGAGCAGCAACAGUGCGCUAUCUUCCAAUGCCCAGCAAGACCGUUUGGCAAAAGACGAAAAGCGCUUGCGCGUGGAUCUAGAAAAGCACAAAGAGCUUUUAGUCAAUUCCCAAAACAUCAACCAGAGCUUGAAAAGGUGCAUGUAUGCAACAGAGGCAAUGAUAGAAGAUGGAAGGAAAGCGCUCCAAUAUCACGUACGAGUGAGCGAUGUGAAGCUAGGAGGAAGAAUACUCUCUGGUCUGGAUGACGAUGAGAUUGAACUCGAAGAUGGUAUUGAAGAUGAUGCCUUUGCAGGUGAGGACGGGGGUGGCGAUGGUGAUGUUGGAGGCAUGAAGGGCUUGCUCGACGUUUGGGCGGGUGUAGGCAGGCUACAUCUCGACGGAAGCGAAGCGCCUGGAGAUCGAGAUUCUGGUAUCGAGCUGGAAAAACAUUUGUUCUCCGGGAGACCACCUGAGACAGCAGCGCCGGUUCGCCCUGCAGUAACGCAGCAGAUAUCAAGCCGGCUACCCUGCCUCGAUUCCUAG
Molecule: messenger RNA, 2073 nt
Organism: Ramularia collo-cygni
Lineage: Eukaryota; Fungi; Ascomycota; Dothideomycetes; Mycosphaerellales; Mycosphaerellaceae
Exons: 1
Coding region: 1-2073 (690 amino acids)
Source: RefSeq, a predicted model, not a curated record